AUGAACUAAAUGUGACACUUGACAGUCACUGACAGACGGCCAUAUUGUAAACUGUCAUUGUUUACAUGAGUAGUUUUGUCGAAUUUCAAUAAAAUAACAACGUUUAGACUGUUGCUUAUUAUGUCUCAAGCAUUAGAUGAUGCGGCCCGAGAAGUGAUUCUCAAAAUUAAGAGGUUUUGUGAAGCGGAAAAGAAUAAUAAAAGCCUUUUGAUCCCAAUAACUAACGUUCGAGCCCGAGUUGCUGCAAUGACUGGUGUAUCUGAAAAAACUGUGUCUAGGAUUACUAAAGAAGGCAACAUUGCUACCAGAACAUGCAGUAAAAUUGUGACACCUGGAAAAUGUCGACCACAUCCAAAAAAAUAUAAUCUCCAUGAUUAUCAUGUUCGUCUUAUUCGUCAAAAAAUACAACAAUUUUAUACUGCGAAUAAAAAGUUACCAACCGUUAAUAAACUGCGCAUAGAGUUACUUGAGGACAUUGAAUUUAAAGGGAGUAAUACAACUUUGCGAAGAAUAUUAAAAGAAAAGGGAUUUCGUUUGAAUCCUUGCAAAUCAAAAAGAAAAACAUUAGACGAACGUUUAGAUACAGUUUCCGACCCUACAAAUAAUGAGAGCGAUAGUCAUUGCAGUAUAUCCGAUGUUGCACCAUCAAGUGAUCAUAAUUAAAAUUAAAUAAUUUUUUUUUACGUUUCUAAAUUAUAAUAUUAAUACAAUAAUAUACGAGUUUCAGUAUUAUUCAUUAUAUUUUCUUAAUGAUAUGGGUAUUAAAUAACUGACAGAUAACCAUUACGCAUAAAACAAUGUUAUAAUAAUUGUGUUGUCUGUCUCUUCAAAAAACUAUUUAUCCAACUCUGGGGGUGUUUGAAUUAUUUGGCAACAUUAUUUUAGGCGCUGACAGCCCUUCUCAUACGUGCCACGGGGCUUCUAUUGUGGCGCCGUACCAAGAACUCAUGUCAUUGAAAAUGAAUCGGUUUACAAUACAGUUUAUUCUUUUUUUUCUUCCACCAUGGCAAUAAAGUUUCAACUAUGUAGUUUAUAAUUUAAACUAUAAAUAUGCCGUACCGCCACAUAGAUUUAACACUAUAUGUAUCGCCUUAUGUUAUUGCCCCUCUUCACAAUCGACAGUGUUGACCUACGAUGAACCAUCAUUGCCGCUUAGACCAUCACUCCUUACUUACUCUGUGAUUCAUCAUAGUUUAUAUGAUCUUUUCUUUGAUAUACGGACAAACCCAUAUAAAUAAAAGUACGGUGUGGGACAAAUUGUACACUAUCGUAAUUGCCUCUACUCGUCUACUAAGUUAUAUACUACGUAACUACAUAUUUACUACUCGCCCUGCGUCCAUCACUGUCAAUUCUUUAGAAGGGCCUUAAUCCAUGUCAAUAAUGAUAUUAUUAUCUGAUUUCCCGUAUAGUGUCCAAAGCCAUAAAAAACCGUAUAAAAAUUGUAUUCCGUCAUGUAAAUUGUAAUUUGAUAGUUGAUACUAUGAUAUUGAUAACAUGAACAGUAUAAGUGUAUAAUCUAUGCCGUAAAUAGUUCGUAAUCUGUGAUUGAUAGUGAUAAAAUUAUGUACCUAAUAUUUAUAUUAAAAUAACCUAUGAAAAAAGUUUUUCAAUCUUCAUCUUCAUCAAAAUUGGUUACG
This is a messenger RNA of Zerene cesonia (dogface butterfly), 1637 nucleotides long. RefSeq lists its product as uncharacterized. Lineage: Eukaryota; Metazoa; Arthropoda; Insecta; Lepidoptera; Pieridae. The record is from RefSeq and is a predicted model, not a curated record. The transcript is spliced from 2 exons. Bases 121 to 663 code for a protein of 180 amino acids.